Messenger RNA from Phyllostomus discolor (pale spear-nosed bat), 1789 nucleotides. RefSeq names its product olfactory receptor 8J2-like. The record is from RefSeq and is a predicted model, not a curated record. Gene Ontology annotation, biological process: G protein-coupled receptor signaling pathway; sensory perception of smell. The transcript is spliced from 2 exons. Gene Ontology annotation, molecular function: olfactory receptor activity; G protein-coupled receptor activity; odorant binding. The coding region runs from base 166 to 1113 and encodes 315 amino acids. NCBI's taxonomy places the organism in Eukaryota, Metazoa, Chordata, Mammalia, Chiroptera, Phyllostomidae. Gene Ontology annotation, cellular component: membrane.
CUGGUGUAUCAAACAAGAUUCUGAACACAUAAGAGAAAACUGAGGCUGUUCCAGAGAAACUUUAUUUCAAUGACAAACAGUUACCAAAAUAAGGAACAACACUGUAUAGCUUUGCCUUCAGUUAUAUUGCAGUAGAAGAGGAAAUACAUAACAGCAACAACAUCAAUGGCACCAGGGAAUCUCUCGCAGGUGACCGAGUUCAUUCUCAUGGGUAUUUCAGGCAGCCCAGAGCUCCAGAUCCCACUCUUCUUUGUUUUCCUGGCCAUCUAUGGGCUGACCGUGGCAUGGAACUUGGGCAUCAUCACCCUCACCACUGUCGACUCUCGACUUCAGACCCCCAUGUACUUUUUCCUCCGGCACUUGGCUGUGGUCAAUCUUGGCACCUCUACUGUCAUUGCCCCUAAAAUGCUGGUUAACUUCUUGGUUUCCAAGAAAACCAUCUCCUACUAUGGGUGUGCAGUGCAACUGGGUGAAUUCAUACUUUUCGUUGUGGCUGAGAUUUUCACACUUGCUGCGAUGGCCUAUGACCGCUAUGUGGCCGUGUGUAACCCCCUGCACUACAUGGUGGUGGUGUCUCCACAGGUCUGCCUUCUGCUGGUGUUCCUUAUACACUUCUGCAGCCUGACCACAGCACUGACUGUCUCUUCCUGUGUGUUCUCUGUGUCCUACUGCUCUUCCAAUGUGAUCAACCAUUUUUACUGUGAUAUUAUUCCUUUAUUAGCAUUGUCGUGUUCUGAUACCUAUGUUCCAGAAACUGUUGUGUUUACCUUUUCAGUAAUCAAUUUGUUUUUCUCUAUGAUUAUUGUUCUGAUAUCCUACUUUAACAUCAUCCUUGCCAUCUUGAGGAUCCGUUCCUCUGAGGGGCGACACAAAGCCUUUUCCACCUGUGCUUCUCACUUGAUGGCUGUCACUGUGUUCUAUGGGACUCUCCUCUUCAUGUAUUUGCAGCCAAGGACCAACCACUCACUAGAUACUGAUAAAAUGGCCUCGGUCUUCUAUACCCUCGUGAUACCAAUGCUCAAUCCCAUCAUUUACAGCCUAAGGAACAAGGAUGUAAAGGACGCAUUGAAGAGGUUCCUGCAUAACCCAUUGCAAUCACUCAGACUAACGUAAAUGUAGAACUAUCUUCAUGAAGGGUUUUCUUUGGCCUCUGACAAUCCCGCUGUUCAGAGGCAACUAAUAGUUUAAAACUCCAUGAAUUUUAAUGGGAAAAUCCUAAUCCUUUUUCUUCCAACCUCAAACACCCAAUUUUACCUUUAGAAAAAUUCAUUAGCUGACCCAAGAAAACACAGUUAUGUAAGCAAUAAACAGCAAUAUUAAAAUAAACACAUUUUAAAACACAGUUAAACUUAUUAAAAGACUUUUAUAAUUUCUAAACAAGGAAGAGCAAGCCUGAUAGCUGGUGGUGAAGGCGCACAUGGGUCACUUCUCAGAAAGUGGUCGAGUGAGACCAUCUUUCCUGCCACAGAUAUCUUUUGUUCAGCUAUUAAAAGUUUUAUUGUUUUUGUAGCAUUUUUCCUUUAAUUUCUCAACCUUUUGCAACCAUUUUUUGUCUUGAGCUUAAAAGAAAUUUCUAUCACAGAGAAAAAAUGAACCUUUAGAACAAAAUAAAAACUGAACAAGAAUGCUUCCGUAGACAUGCAAACAAGAAACAGGACAUGCGGCUAAACAAAUAAAAAAUAUGUAAAAGGGGAUUUUACCUUUUUAAGCCUUUCAUUUUAUCUCUUCACUUGGUGGAUGUACCCAAAAGUGAAGUGUUGCUAUUUAUCCAAAAGUAACAUAUACUCAC